GUCGUCAGGCCGGCAACAGUAGCCCGCACCACCAUUGCACCGAUCCAUGUCGCUCCUGUCUGCGGCGUGCCUGAGACUGGUGUGCCUGGGCAUCCAGGCAUCCAGGCCGGCGGGCCUUUUGUCUGCCCGCCGCAUCUCGUCAUCGGCUCUGCUCUGUCGCCAAGGACCCUUCAAGAAUUCGUUCGAUCCGUUUCCGUUCGGGGCGCCGUCCAGCCGAGAAGCGGCCGAUGGCGCUCCAAAGAAGCAAAGAGGCCCGCGUAAGAAGAAGACCAAGGCCGCAUCGUCAGCCGAGUCCAAGGAAUCGCAGGAGAUUGCCAGCUCCAUCGCUGCCGAGUUUUCGUCGUCUGGCGGAUUUGCCUCCGCAUACAACCUCCGGCCCGUGUCGCCGCCGGAUUUCCCUGGAUUCGAAGAAGCCCUGAAUGCCGAAAAUGCCUCGAUUUCGUUCGCAAAGUUCCGAGACGUCAUCGAGGAUCCGACCGAGUCCGCCAGGCUCAACAACGAGCAUCUCUCUCGCCUGAUUUACGUCAUGUGUCGCCGAGGAUCCCCGAAUGUCCACCAGCUGGUCGAUGUGCUGGUGUGGAUGGAGAGCCGGAAGAUCCAGCCGACCCUGGCUGACUUCAACGAGGUGCUCUUCUGCUGCGCCCGCGAAUCCGAGAAAGUGGUCGCCGGUCAGAUCCUGGAUCGGAUGAUCGCCAUGGGCCUGCGUCCCAACGUCGCCACAUACAAUGCCUUCCUGACGCUGCACUUUCAAAGCAGCCAGCCCGCAGCCGCCUUCGAUUUCUACAACAAGAUGAAGCACGAGGGAAUCGAGCAAGACGAAGAAACCUUGCGGAUCAUGAUCCGCGGCUGCACCCAGAACAAGCUGUAUGCCGAGGCCGAGCAGUACCACGCCGUCCUGGAAGAGUCCGGAGUGCCGAUCUCAGGCAAGACUUUCAGCGCCCUCAUCAGCCUCUAUGAAGCCCAGGGCAAGUUUGACCAAGUCGAGCGCUGCUUCGAGCAAUCGCUCCAGUCCGGAGAGGCCAUGAACCAGCAGCUUGCCUCCAAGAUGAUCCUUAUCUACAACCAGCAGGGUGCCUCCGAGAAGGCACGCCGGGUCUUUGAGGCGCUUUUGCAGGCCGGCGUUGUCCCGGAUCUGCUCACCUGGUCGGUGCUGAUUCAAAGCCAUCUCGGUGCCGGAGACGCCGAUGCUGCUGCCGCGGCUCUCAACCAGAUGAUCGAGAAGGGCCUCCAGCCGGAUGCAAUCAUGUAUGCAGGGCUCAUUGAAGGCUUCUGCAAAUGCGGCCGGCUGGACGAGGCUCUUCAGCUGGAGCUGAACAUGCGUGCAGCAGGGCUCCGAGUGAUUCCAAAGAUCACAAAGUCUCUGGUUCUGGCCUACUUUGCCGCCAAGGAGCCCAUCGAAGCCUCGCGCUGCGUUGAACAGCUCAAGGCCGAUGGAUUCAAGCUGUCGGCGGAGAUGUUCCAGAUUCUGUUCGAGGGCUUUGGCGAGUGCUUCGAGGUCAACUUCUUGAAGCAAUACUGGGAAGAGAUGAAGCGCACGAUGCCCAAGGUCACUGCCGACCUCUAUCAGGCCGCCAUCACAGCCUUCCUUCGGACACAGAGUCUUGCCCAAGCCAACACGCUCACGCACGAAAUGGUCGAGGCGGGCUUCCAACCGACGCUGCAGACCUUCACCCGACUGGUCGAGGGCCAGAUCAUCCGCGCGGACUAUUUGGGUGCCGGGUCGACCCUGAGGCUACUUCGGGUGUCCAAGCACAGCCACGCCAAUGUCGCCAAUCUCAUUGCCGUGCAUCAAGCCCAGUUCGAGAAGACGAUCCCGGCUCUGAUAGCUGCCAAGUCAAACGACCGCAGCGAUAGUCUCGAGACGGCCAUUCUGAUCUACAAAGAGCUCCUGAUUGCCAAAAUCCCAAUGAAGGAAGAGACCUACCAAUCCGUGAUGGCGGCGCACAUCGAGAGCAAAAACCUUGUCGAUGUGGUGCGCACAUGGUCGUCGCUUGAGGCACAGGGCAUCCAGCCUCAAGCCAAGAGCGUCUCGCUCCUGAUCCGCUCGGUUGUCGAUCUGGGACAGGAGAAGACGGCCACGGCGCUCUUCAGCAUGAUCGAGAAGAAGCAGUACUCGAUGGACGAGGAGACCUACCAGACCCUGAUUCUGCUGGCGGCCAAAUACGGUCGCAGCGAGCUCAUUCACUACACCGUCGAUCUGCUGAAUCGCGGUCAUCGCGUCACCCCAUCGCUGUUCAAGUCGGUGGAGCAGAGGCUCAAGGACGGCGGAUACAAGACCUUGCUCAAGAACUACACGGAACUGAUAGACGAGAUCGAUCCUGCUGCCCUUGACGAUCCCAUCGACGACGAUGCCGAGGAGCCGGAUGCGUUGAGCGGCACGGCGCAGCCGCACUAGGAAGCCAACUGUCCCACGCCAUCCCAGGCAAGCUUCUCGAUUCACUGUAUAUACUGACCACGCUAUACUAGCGCAUCAAUAUAGCCCACUCUAACGCAUGGGACAUCCCGGA
Molecule: messenger RNA, 2507 nt
Organism: Polychytrium aggregatum
Lineage: Eukaryota; Fungi; Chytridiomycota; Chytridiomycetes; Polychytriales
Exons: 1
Coding region: 47-2395 (782 amino acids)
Molecular function (GO): protein binding
Source: RefSeq, a predicted model, not a curated record